AAACCUUUUGUUUAACAACAUUUUAUAUUUUUCAUUUUAAUGCAACCACCUCAUUAAAUAGAAAUUAAUCGAUCACAUUAUUCAGUAUCUCAAUAUGAUAGGUAUUAGGUAAUCAUGAUAGAUGCGUAUUUCAUUUCUUUACUUUCUCAUCUCAAAUCAUACGUGUAGUUACAUGAAGUUAUUAGGAAUAAACGAUUGUACAUAUUUAUCAAUUUCUAUCAACAGCUGAUUAACAUACACGAUGCUCAAUUAUUAAUUAUUCCGAACUCGUUGCUUAUAAUACUUGAACAUAGCUGAUUUAGAUGAAAUAUACAAGACGACGAUCAUCAAUGGACGUCUCACGGUCUGUCAAACGCAUAAAUUCGAUAAUAAUUUUCCGAUCGAGCUAGAAUGGCUCAAAACAUGGUGGAGACGUUCGCACGAGGAUUAAUAGACCAGAUUGUAUUGGAAGCUUUCGAUCAAAUUAAAGUUCAAUCCAAGAAAGAAGUGUCAUACACUCAUAUGCAACACAGUGACACAUAUAUAGAUUACAAAGGAAGGGAAGACAAAGAAUUGAUAGAAAAUAUAAUUCAUGAUCUACGAGGUGUUCAAAUUGGUGACACAUCUUAUUUGUUAUCAUCAUCUAUGUCAGUUUUAGAACAACGUCAGUCGAGACGUGCUGCGUGUUUCAUCGAUAACGCGUCCAUCGAAAACGCAUCGAUCAGCGUCGUUGAGAUGUCUGACAUUCAAGGUCAAGGUGACGUCGAACCAAUAACAAUUGAUUCCGAAUCAUCGAAAAAGAAACGAGCUAAAUCAACGACCUGUGUUAAAGAAACAGAUCAACUUGGUGUUAACGAUGCCACAAAAGUAUCCACCAAUCUAUUGCAUCGAAUGAUCGAUGAAUUAGAGACCGUAACCGAGGAAACUAUAACAAAUCCUAACGACCCUGACAUAUACGACGAAAAAUCCAAAGAAGACAUUGCUCUUUGGGAAGAAAAAGAAGAAAAAUUGAUUCGAAUAAUUGAAGAUACCGUAGGAUCGCACGAUAGUAUUACCGAGGAAUCUCGAUCGAUUAGACAAUUCAACGUGGACGAUGAUAGGGAAGAAUUAAAAUCGUCUAUGAUGAUGUCGGGUGCUUCUUCCUCGAGGAAUCUUUCAUUCGACGAAGUUUAUAUAGAAGAAAAUACGUCAGAUUAUCAACAAACUCAGCAACGUGUUUCAAUCGACGAUGAAAUUGAAGAAACUCGUGAUUUUUUCGUUGAAACUAAAGAUACUGACGAGAAAACUAAUUCGAAAAAAAAGAAAAAGAAGAAGAAUAAGGAAAGUUUAGGUCAAAGACUGAAAAGAUUUUUCCUCAAGAGAUUCAAACGUGGAAAGAAUUGAUGAAAUUACUUUCCUUAUUUUUUUGGGGGGGAACAAAAAUGCAACACUUUCGGUUGCAUUCCUUUAUUAUUUUUUUUUUACGUACACAUAAACACACACACACACAGAGGCAUAUAUACAUUUAUCUAUGCUGAUAGUAUUAUUUUGUAAUGAAGCGACGCUCAGUACGUUCCAACACAGUGUCGAUCGGUUGUGUCGAGCAAGUAAAAAUAACCGAGCAGUUUGAUCAUUGCAUAGUCCUGCGACAGAAUUACUUUUCGAGGGAGGAGAUGACAAGGCGUCGCGUUAAAAAAGAAACUCCCCCACCUCUUAAAAAUAUAGAAAUUCAAAAGUAUCCAAACGAUUUCUAGAGAUUCUUUAUUAUUCUUAUUAUAUAUAUACAUAUUUUUUUUUAAAUACCUACAACAAUCUCACUUGUCUUUUUUUUUUGUACGAACAUUGUAUCGUCAUUUUCUAUGAUCGUUUUUCUAAUACACCCACGCACCCACACACACACACAAAUCUUUCCCAUGAGCAUGUAAAUAAAAUAAAUUUGUACAACAAUCAUAGAACGCCUGAUGUUCUUCUAAUGGUAAAAUAAUAAAAGCUCCGUCUAAAAGUUUAAAAUAAAAUUUCCGUUAAUAUCGUAGCUUCCUGUGCAUCGAAGGUCAUGUUGGAAUUGGUAUAGGUGUAUUUUCAUUUUGCUGUAUUGUUAACAUCUUAACAGGCUACAGAUCUGGCAACCCUGACAGAACGUCGAGAAUACCGCUGUUGAAAACCAUUUAUCGUAGUAGGAAGAACAUUCGUGGCACAGGGUUCCUCCUCGAACUGUUUUUGGACCGCAACGUUGCCGAUGACUCUCUUCUUCGUCAAGAUGACUUAGUUUCAGCAUGAUCUUUCUCGUGUAUCCCGAUCGUAGCGACAUCUGCAGAAAUAAAAUGAAUAAAUUUGGUAACACCCGGUACCACUUCUGUUUCUACCUUCGUCUGAUCAGCAUCAUCCCAUAGAAGCACCAGACCAAUCUACAAUGG
Polistes dominula (European paper wasp) is the source of this 2372-nucleotide messenger RNA. RefSeq lists its product as uncharacterized. The record is from RefSeq and is a predicted model, not a curated record. Lineage: Eukaryota; Metazoa; Arthropoda; Insecta; Hymenoptera; Vespidae.